AUGAGCGAAAGUAAAUCAAGCAAAUCAUUAACUACUGUUUAUCGCCUCGAACUUGAAGGAGAUGGAUCUCUUAGUAAAAGAAAGCAAUUUAUCCGCCUUCCACCUCCUGUAAAGCCUUACAUCCUUCGAUUCAACAUUCGUUCGGGUUCUUUUGCCUCACAUGGGGGGGUUUUAUAUACCAAUCAUCCUUUAGAUGGUGGAGACUUUGAAAGAGCAAGUUUUAGGGCUAUAAGAUUUCCGAAUGAUUUCUCCAAACCUCUCAACGUAGACAUCGUUAUCCAGCAAUCGGGAUCUUUUGAAUUUUAUGUCGAAUAUCAAAGUUUACCUACACCAGAGAAGACGAAAAUCACCACAAUGGUGUCUGAAAUGAACUACUUUACUGUUGAUCCGAUACUUGAAACAGCCCCACGAAAUCGAAUUCUAUCAGCUGAACCUCUUUCCGAUGAGAAUAAAAUCGUUCUUCCUCUAGAUGGAAUUGUCAUUCAGUCUUUGCUGCCAAAGUUGAUGGGUACAUUAUCUCAAUGGGAUGCUUACAUGAAAGAUAUAUCCGAUCUGGGAUACAAUAUGGUUCAUUUCGUGCCAAUGCAGGCUCGUGGUUCAUCAGAUUCCCCUUAUUCUAUAUACGAUCAAUUAUCAUUUUCAGAUGAUUUAUUUGAAGAAGAAGAUCGUAAUAAAAGUAACAAAGAAAAGAUCGGGAUAAUAGGACGAACCGUCUCUAGGCUUGAUGAAGAAUAUGGAAUUUUAAGUUUAUCCGAUAUCGUCUGGAAUCAUACUGCUUCAAAUAGUCAAUGGCUUCAGGAACACCCAGAGGCCUGUUAUAACUUGGUGAAUUCGCCGCAUCUCAUUCCUGCUUAUGAGCUAGAUUCGGCUUUUCGGGAGUAUUCGAAAAAUCUGUCUUCACUUGGGCUUCCAACCUUUGUCCAUUCCGAAUCGGAUUUGAACGCAGUUAUCGAAGGCGUAAAGCAACAUGUGAUUAAAAAGAUAAAACUAUGGGAAUUUUAUGUUAUUGACAUCAAGGAAGCUUUAGAAGAAUUCAAAAAAUCAUUAGAGAAUGAUACUCCAGUUGGCGAAAAUUUGUUUAAAGAUAUCAAUAUUGCCGCGCUUUCAUUUAAAGCACAGGCAGAUCUACUGGUCGAAAAAGGUCUUUUUGAAAAAUCUUCUUUUGGUCAAAGGUUUCAUAAAAAGAUCGACAUUGACGUGGCAAGAGCAUUCAUCGAUCGGUUGGUUGAUGCGUUGCCUGUUUCCGAAUACACCACAGAAAUCGAAGAAACAUAUGUUCCAACAAAUGAAGAAUUGAAGUUGUAUCAAGAUCCUGAGUUGAUUGAAACAGAAAAAAAAAAACAAAUAGAGGAAAUGUCCGGAGAAAAGAAAUCGAAUUUCUCACUUGAGUCCAUCACCGAACGACCUACUCUUGUCAGAGCAUCAUCGUCCAGAAGAUCUAGUACAAAGUCACAAGAAAAAUUUAUGGAGGAUACUCAAGUUGCUGAAAUAAAGUCUGGCAGUGUCGAACUUUCAUCCGAGGUCGAGUCAAGAGACACAUCUACCAAGCUUGGAUCAGGCUCGACCUCCACUGAGACCCGUUCGGAGAAUUCUCUCUCCAAUACAGAAGCUUUAUCUAAUGAACAACCUGUUGCCUCUACGGCUGUCAAACCAAGAGUUCGUCGUGUCAAAGUUACUUUAUCACUAAAUGAGAUUAAAAUAAAAAAAUUUAAUGCGCUCAUCAACGAAAUCAAUCUGCCAUUCUAUAAAGAAUAUGACAAUGACAUUGACAUUAUCCUCGAAAAUGCAAGGAAUCGCAUAAGAUACUUAAAACUUGAUCCACAGGGUCCGAAACAGGGAGAGAUUAAUAAACCGCACCCUCUUAUUGAAUCAUACUUUACACGUAUUCCUCUUAACGAAAAGACACGACAUUUUCCUGAAGGAGCACUUGUGGUUGCAAAUAAUGGCUGGAUAUGGAAUGCAGAUCCUCUGAAAGAUUUCGCUAGCAGCAAUUCGCGUGCCUACCUGAGGAGAGAAGUGAUUAUAUGGGGUGAUUGCGUUAAGAUGCGAUAUGGUGAAAGCAAGGAAGAUUCACCUUGGCUCUGGGAUCACAUGAAAAAAUACACCGAGCUAUUGGCAUCAUUGUUUCAUGGAUUUCGGAUUGAUAAUUGUCACUCUACUCCAAUUCACGUCGGCACCUAUCUUCUCGAUGCUGCUCGUUCCAUUCGACCAAAUCUCUAUGUUAUCGCGGAAUUAUUCACCGGUUCUGAGGAAACUGAUAUCAAAUUUGUGCGCAAGUUGGGCAUUAAUUCACUUAUUCGAGAAGCUAUGCAGGCAUGGGAUCCACGCGAGCUGAGUAGAUUGGUUCAUAGGCAUGGAGGAAAGCCCGUUGUUGGCCUCACGUCGCUCACAUCACCUACAAAUUACAAAGGAUCCAUGGAAAUGGAAUGCCUUGCGGACGUAUCUACCUGUACGGGUGUCGAUGGGCUUUCGGAUACUCCUUGUAUUGUUGUUCCUGUUCCAGGAUCUAAUCCACAUGCCCUCUACAUGGAUUGUACCCACGAUAAUCAAACCCCUCAUCAAAAACGUACAGCUGAGGACACUUUACCGAAUGGGGCUCUUGUUACAAUGACUUCUUGUGCUAUUGGAAGUGUAAAAGGCUACGACGAGGUUUAUCCGAAAUUGGUUGAUUUAGUUAAAGAAAAAAGACACUACAAGUUACAUGAGAGACCUCUUGAUGUUGUCAAAAAAGUUUUACAACAUUUACAUACUGAAAUGGCCAUCGAUGGAUAUAUCGAAACUCAUGUUUACCAUGAAAACGAUUGUGUUGUUGUACAUCGCGUUCAUCCACAUAAUCACAAUGGGUAUCUGGUAAUUGCUCAUUGUGCAUUCACUGGUCCCAGAAAAAACCGUGGUUCUCUAUCACCUAUGAAACUACGAGGCACCAAAGCAGAAUUACUGUUCUCUGUUAGCUUGGACGUUCACUUGAAUGAAUUCAUUCGUGAAAAAGAAUAUCUUACUGGACUUCCAUCAUCUCUUAGAUCUUUAAAUGCGCCAAGCUUAAUUGAAGGGAACGAUGAACACGGUCAGUUCACGGAAAUUACUUUACCGGAAGAAUUCCCUUCCGGUAGUGUUAUAUUAUUAAGAACAUGGGCUGACAAGCAACACAGUUCUCUCGAUGAAUUUAUUACUUCUGAUGUUGACGAGGUUUUUUCGGAUUUGAAUUUGGUUGAUCUAAAUAUCGUAUUGUAUCGCUGUGCUGGAGAAGAAAUGGACACUACUGGUCAUGGUGUCUAUAACAUUCCCGAUUUCGGAGAAAUUCCAUACAGCGGCCUGGAAGGGUUCAUGUCGGCGUUGCGUCCAAUUAUGAAAGAAAAUGACUUGGGUCAUCCACUAUGUACGAAUUUACGCAAUGGCCAUUGGGCUCUGGAUUAUGUAGUGGAUCGCCUUACAAGGCACCUGGAGUAUGCACCAAAUCUCAGGAAAUUGUGUAGUUGGUAUCGUGAAAGAAUCACCACCAUAAAGAAUAUUCCGAACUUCUUAAUUCCCAAAUAUUUUGCGUUGCUUAUUAAAACAGCAUAUGCAACAGCUAUAAGGCGGGCACUUAAUCAGAUGUCACCUUUUGUACGAGAAGGAGGAUCAUUUAUUCGAUCACUGGCUAUGUGUUCUGUUCAAAUGUACGGAACAGUAUUAUCCACAGGAUUGCACCCCACAGGAGUGAGUCCAUCAAUGGCUGCAGGAUUGCCUCAUUUUACUUACCGUCACAUGAGAGUUUGGGGUCGGGAUGUAUUUAUCUCGUUACGCGGCCUGUUUCUCACCACAGGAAAUUAUGAAGCGGCAAGGGAGCACAUACUUGCAUUUGGCGCUGUACUUAAGCAUGGGAUGAUACCUAAUUUGUUAGAUAGCGGUCGUCGCCCACGAUACAAUUGUCGUGACGCUACUUGGUGGUACCUCCAAGCGAUCCAGGAUUAUUGUAAAUUCUCACCUGAAGGGUUGGAUUUUCUCAAAACACCAGUUGUUCGACGAUUUCCAAAGAACGAUGUAUUCAUUGAAGCGGAUGACCCUUUGGCAUACAAAUACAAGACUACCAUUCUCCAAAUUAUACAAGAAAUUAUGGAACGUCAUGCACGUGGAAUAAGCUUUAAGGAGUGGAAUGCCGGUCCUAAUCUCGAUAGUAAAAUGACACCCCAGGGAUUCCUAGUUAACAUUAGCGUUGAUUGGAAUACUGGAUUCUUGAUUGGAGGUAAUAAACAUAAUUGUGGUACAUGGAUGGACAAAAUGGGUGAAUCAGAAAAGGCAGGAAAUAUAGGGAAACCUGCAACGCCAAGGGAUGGUGCAGCUGUGGAAAUCAUUGGAUUGCUGAAAUCCACGUUAAGAUGGAUAGUUGAAUUAUUAGACAUGGACAUUUAUCCAUGGAAAGGCGUAGAGAUUAAAGAGGGUCGUGUCAAAAGGCUUGUGACAUACGAUGAUUGGAAUGAUUUAGUUCAACAAUCAUUCGAAGAGAAUUUUUACAUUCCACUAGAACCGAAUAAAGAUUCAAGAUAUGUGUUGAAUCCUAAACUUGUCAGCCGUCGAGGCAUUUACAAAGACGUACACAAAUCAUCAAGAGAAUUCGAAGAUUAUCAACUGAGGCCGAACUUCCCAAUUGCAAUGGUUGUGGCGCCCGAAUUAUUUGAUCCACAUCAUGCAUAUCAAGCAUUGAAGACGGUACGCGAAGUUCUUGCCGGGCCUUUAGGUAUGCGUACCCUUGACCCUGCCGAUUGGGCAUAUCGCGGUGAUUAUGACAAUAACAACGAUAGUACAGAUCCGCACAUAGCUAAGGGAUGGAAUUAUCAUCAGGGCCCUGAAUGGCUUUGGGUUACCGGAUAUUUCCUUCGAGCAUAUUUAUAUUUUGAUACCCGAGUCGGUAAUGGAAAAAAUGAUCCACAUGAAACAGUGCAUGCCAUAACUCGUCAUCUUCUCCCACAUCGAUCAUUCAUCGAAACAAGUCCCUGGGCCGGUUUACCUGAAUUGACUAACACAGACGGAGCAGAAUGUUUGCACGCAUGUCCCACUCAAGCAUGGUCAGCUGCAACAUUACUAGAUUUGUUUGAUGACAUAAAGAAACUUGAAAAUUCUCUAAACGCGUGA
This is a messenger RNA of Acaulospora morrowiae, 5109 nucleotides long. NCBI's taxonomy places the organism in Eukaryota, Fungi, Glomeromycota, Glomeromycetes, Diversisporales, Acaulosporaceae. The record is from the annotation of a GenBank genome assembly.